Molecule: messenger RNA, 3186 nt
Organism: Entrophospora candida
Lineage: Eukaryota; Fungi; Glomeromycota; Glomeromycetes; Entrophosporales; Entrophosporaceae
Source: the annotation of a GenBank genome assembly
AUGGAUUAUUUCCCAAUCCUUGAAGUAGAUCAAAAAUCUAGGGUUAUAAAGAGACAAUAUAAUCCUGAAAGUCGUUCUUUUCUCGAUCCAGCAACUACUUCUUUUUUUAAUUCUUUACGAUGCGAUCAACAAGACUACGUAGUGCUUCUUGAUCCACAACUUUUCCCUGAAACCUUACAAAGGAAACUAGCCGGUGUUAGUCUAAAAGAACGAAAACAACCAGAACCUGUUUUAGAUCCGCGAGGUAAUGAUCGUGAUUAUGUUAAAUCGGCUCUUAACAAACGACAAAAGUAUACAAAAAAAUUUCGAAUUAUAAAAUAUGAGGGCGAAGUUAACACCUGUCAUCCAAAAGAAGCAUCGAUAUUUAUUUCAAAUAUUGAUAAAUUGAUUGUCGAAAGACAACUUCAGUCAUAUUUUGAUGAAUGUGGAUUGAUAAAAUAUUGUAAUAUUAAACGCGAUCCAAUACUUAACGAAAGCUUGUCUCUCGCUAGAAUUACCUAUUAUGACGAGACCGAAGGGGUAGCAUUAAACGCUGCUAGGGAAGCUGUCUCUAGACUUAACGGAAGACAAUUUUAUAACAAUAUGCCCAUAAAUGUUGAACUUGAUAAUGAUGGAUCGAAAUUGCGAGCUGCCAUGGAUAUGACGACUACGAAAAGACCAAUCAAUUUAUCACCAAUUAAAUUGCCCGAAACAAAGAUUUUAGACUUUACAUUAGGAAUAACAAAUCAUGAUGACGAUAUGGAAAUUGAUGAUGCUCCAUCACCACCUAUUACAACUACUUUUGAAGCUAUAAUAAAACCUAAUAAUAAUGCAAACACGACAUCAAUUCCUUUAUCAAUAGAUAAUAAGGCCGAUAUAAAUUAUUCAAUCCCUUCAGUAAAUAAAUAUCCAGAAAAAAUUAUUAAUAAUUUUCAUGAAAAACCUAAUUUAAUUGUGGAAAAAAAUCAUUCAUCAUCAGCAAAACCAAAUUGGCGUCAUUCUGACUGGAAAAUACCACCUGUGCCUAUACAAAGUUGGCGUGGUUAUGAUCAAUACAUACCUGAAUAUAAUAGUGAACGAUCAAGAAUCAAUAAUUCUUCUGAAAGGAGACGACACGAGUCUUCAUCCGAUAAACAUCAAAAACGAAAUAAAUCACCAAGAAGUAGAAGCCAUGGAAGAAGUCAUCAUACUUCUCAUAAACGUGACGGUUCUCGUAAACGUGAUCAUGCUUUACCCAAAAACCAUGAAAGAGAUAAUAAACACACGCACAAGGACAAACAUAAACAACAAUAUACUGAUGAUGAUAAACCAGAGAUAAUCAAAAGAAAUGAUGAUUUCAUUUUUGAUUCAGAUUUUAAAUUUACUCGAGAUGACGGAUAUGACGAUAAUGAGAUAAGUAAAAAAGAAAAAAAAGAUCUGAUGCUUAAACAACAAAAGCAAAAGCAACAGAAAGAUCUCCUGCAUAAAUUACAGCAACAAAAACAACAAAAACAACAGAACCAAAACCAAAAUAACGAUAACGACUUGAGUAUUUCUGGAAAGAGUUAUAAGAUGCAAUACCCAUUACCCAACAAAUUAGAGUCAAUAAAUAUGUCAAAGAGUAGUAGUUCUACAUCUAUAAAUAAAGAAAAAUCAAAAACUCCAUCUAAAAAAUUUAAUCAAAAAGAUAAAAUUUUAUUAAAAGAGCCUCACAAUAAAUCCAUCAAAGACUAUGUUAGUAAUGAAUCAUCAGAUGACUCAUUUUUUGAAUCAGAAUGGGUAGACAGACCGUACCUUAAUUCAAAUGACAACAUUUCUGAUACAUUUAAUUUAGAUAUAAUCAAACUUUAUUUAGAUUUAAAAAAAAAUGAGCAAUUGGAUAGUAACGGUAGCCCAAUAGAAUGGUCAGAGCAUGAGGAUGAAUAUUAUGUAAGAGUUGGUGGUAAAAAAUAUAAAUAUAAAGAUUACAUGCCUGAUGAUGGUCCACAUAAAACUGGAUGUGCAAGAACUGAGGGAUAUUAUAAAAUACCUCCAGAAGAAAAACGUAAAUAUGUUGAUUAUGGAAUGCCUGGUACCUCUUAUGCCAAAGAUAAAGAAUCUGCUCCAAGUUCACGUGCAUCACGUGCUAAAAGACGUGAAAUACAAUUACAAAUGGCAGAAUAUCAGGAUUUGGCAGUUGACACGGAUAUUCUUCAAUAUAAUCCAUUAAAAGCUCGAGAAAAAGAGCUUACAAUUGCAAAAUCUCAUAUUCAUGAUUAUGGACUUUUUGCCUUAGAACGUAUCAAAGCUAACGAAUUUGUUAUACAGUAUACAGGCGAAGUCAUACGUCAGGCUGUUGCGGAUCUUCGUGAAAGAAAAUACAAAGCUGAAGGAAUUGACAGCAGUUAUAUGUUUCGUGUUGGAGAUGAUACAAUUGUUGAUGCUACAAAAGUAGGAAACAAUGCAAGAUUGAUAAAUCAUUCGUGCGAGCCAAAUUGUAAUGCAAAAAUACUAACUAUUAAAGGUAAGAAAAAAAUAGCUAUAUACGCUAAACAAGAUAUCGAAUUUGGGGAAGAAAUUACAUAUGAUUAUAAGUUUCCAAUUGAUAAAGACGAUAAAAUACCGUGUCAUUGUGGUGCAGCAACUUCGUGGGAUAAUGAAGACAUAGAUCAUUGGAAAAUCGAACCUUUUAAACCUGAGGAUAAUCCUCAUCCUUUUACUGAAGAAUCAUCAUUUGCAACAUUGUUUCCAAAAUAUAGAGAAAAUUAUUUAAAAGAAGUUUGGCCUCAUGUUACAAAAGCUUUAGAUAAAUAUGGAAUAGCAUGUGUACUGGAUUUAAUUGAGGGAAGUAUGACAGUUAAAACUACAAGGAAAACAUACGAUCCUUUUAUUAUUUUGAAAGCACGUGAUCUCAUCAAACUUUUGGCUAGGAGUGCUGUAAAAAUCCUUGAUGAUAAUGUAGUAUGUGAUAUUAUAAAAAUUGGUAACAUAAUUCGUAAUAAAGAGAGAUUUAUUAAACGACGACAAAGGUUAAUUGGACCAAAUGGCUCAACACUCAAAGCAAUAGAAUUGUUAACUCAAUGUUAUGUAUUGGUUCAAGGUAAUACUGUAUCUGCAAUGGGUUCAUACAAGGGCUUAAAAGAACCGUAUGCAAUUGUAUAUUUUGCAGAUUCAAUAAGUUAUUAUAAAUCAGUAAAUUCUGGUAAAUUAUCAAUAGGUGAUGUGACUGUAAGGAUUGAAGAGAUUCGU